This is a messenger RNA of Gossypium raimondii (Peruvian cotton), 2257 nucleotides long. Its product is annotated as ABC transporter G family member 14. The record is from RefSeq and is a predicted model, not a curated record. The transcript is spliced from 5 exons. Gene Ontology annotation, cellular component: membrane. Gene Ontology annotation, molecular function: ATP binding; ATP hydrolysis activity; ABC-type transporter activity. The coding region runs from base 123 to 2096 and encodes 657 amino acids. Lineage: Eukaryota; Viridiplantae; Streptophyta; Magnoliopsida; Malvales; Malvaceae.
CCAAGUUAAAAGGAAGUUGUUAACUUCUCUCUCCCUUCCCAUCAUCCCCCCAGGCCCCAGCUACGUUAGCACCGUCACCUUCCGCCGAAAACAGGCAAUAAUAUCUCUUCAUUAAUUUAGCCAUGCCUCUUAACUUGAUAGCAACGAAACCAGAACAUGGCAUCAGUAGUGGCCCAUUGGAGGCUCUGUCAGAGACGCCUGAGCCCCACAACAGUGCUAUGCUUGCGUUUCCAAUACAACGCAACUCACAACCUCCUGUCAGACUCACCACUUUGUAUCCUAUAACUAUGAAGUUUGAAGAGAUCGUGUACAAGGUGAAGUUGGAGCAGAAAGGAUCAUGCUGGGGUGGAUGGAUCACACGAGAAAAGACCAUACUCAAUGGCAUCUCAGGUGUUGUUUAUCCAGGAGAAAUACUAGCAAUGUUAGGUCCAUCAGGAAGUGGUAAAACCACCCUCCUUACUGCUCUUGGAGGCCGCCUCACUGGCAAGCUAUCCGGAAAGAUCACAUACAAUGGUCAGCCAUUUUGUGGUGCCAUAAAGCGAAGAGCAGGAUUCGUGGCUCAGGAUGAUGUUUUGUACCCUCAUCUCACGGUGACCGAGACCCUUUUAUUCACUGCACUGUUAAGGCUACCCAACAGUUUGAGCCGAGAUGAGAAAGUCCAACAUGUGGAGAGAGUUAUCGCUGAGCUGGGACUAACGAGGUGCCGAAACAGCAUGAUUGGAGGGCCACUAUUUAGAGGAAUAUCGGGUGGGGAGAAGAAGAGAGUUAGCAUAGGCCAGGAAAUGCUAAUCAAUCCAAGUUUACUUUUGCUAGAUGAGCCCACCUCAGGUUUGGACUCAACCACAGCACAACGGAUCCUGACCACAAUCAAACGCCUGGCUAGUGGGGGCAGAACUGUAGUCACCACCAUUCAUCAGCCCUCUAGUCGACUCUAUCACAUGUUUGACAAGGUUGUUUUGCUCUCUGAGGGCUCCCCCAUCUACUACGGUUCAGCAUCUGCAGCCCUGGAAUAUUUUUCCUCCAUUGGAUUUUCUACAUCCAUGACCGUUAAUCCAGCUGAUCUCUUACUUGAUCUUGCUAACGGAAUUGGACCUGAUUUUAUACACUCAGUGGAGCAAGUUGAGAGUACAGAACAAGAACAGAAAUCGGUGAAAGAUGCUCUUAUAUCUGCCUACGAGAAAAACAUUUCCACAAGACUGAAAGCCGAGCUUUGCAAUUCAGAUGUCAAUAGCGGCAUGAAUGCAAAAGAACCAUCUGCAAGGAAUGACAAAUCAGAACAGUGGUGCACAAGUUGGUGGCAUCAGUUCAAGGUGCUGCUCCAAAGAGGGGUUAGAGAAAGGAGGUACAAAGCCUUCAACAGGCUAAGAAUUUUACAAGUCAUCAGUGUCGCCGUACUGGGUGGACUACUAUGGUGGCAUACCCCAGCUUCUCACAUCUCAGACCGCAUAGCGCUGCUGUUUUUCUUCUCCGUCUUCUGGGGAUUCUAUCCACUCUACAAUGCGGUAUUCACAUUUCCACAAGAAAGAAGAAUACUAAUCAAGGAACGAUCAUCUGGGAUGUACCGCCUUUCAUCUUACUUCCUGGCUAGAACAUUCGGUGAUCUACCACUGGAGCUUGCGCUUCCAACAGCCUUCGUCUUCAUAAUCUAUUGGAUGGGUGGUCUUAAACCUGAUCCUGUUACCUUCAUCUUAUCCCUGCUAGUGGUGCUUUACAAUGUGCUGGUCUCUCAAAGUCUAGGCUUAGCCAUUGGGGCUAUUCUCAUGGACGUUAAACAGGCCACUACAUUAGCUUCUGUAACAACUCUUGUUUUCCUCAUAGCUGGGGGAUACUAUGUUCAACAAAUCCCGGCUUUCAUAGUGUGGCUAAAGUACUUGAGUUAUAGCUACUAUUGCUACAAGCUUCUGCUUGGAGUUCAGUACAAAGAGGAUGAUUAUUACGAGUGCUCAAAGGGAGUGUGGUGUAGGGUCGGGGAUCUUCCUGCCAUCAAAUCAAUGGGUCUGAGUCACAUGUGGAUAGAUGUGUCUAUUAUGGCACUCAUGCUGGUCGGCUAUCGACUCAUCGCUUAUAUGGCUCUUCAUCGAGUGCGGUUGAGGUAAAAUCAGACGGGACUGUUGGAAGAGUUUUGAUCAUCAUCAUCAUCAUCAUCAUCCCUUUGAGACCAUAUGUAUCACUUUAAAAAAAAAAAUCUUUUUGGCCAUAGUUUUAGGUAAUUUGAGAUUGGCAUUCAAACUAUUUUAAAUAAAUUGAAUGUCGUAUA